GAAUAAAAAACCAAAUGACUUUCGGGUAACCAACGAUACGACGUUUACCAUUUCAUGUUGUAUUUUUAAAUCAAAAACAACAAAAUCCGUUUGGUGUCGUCGUUAGUCUGGUCUAAAUUUGCAAUUGUAAAAUGUGUAAAGUGUAACAACUGAUGAAAAUGUCGGUUAUAUUAGCGGGUUUGCGUAGGAAAUAUCACAUUACCUUUAGAUACGUUGUGCGUACGUUAGGGGGAGUACGAAAUUUCAGUGCCGAAGGGACUGGGCAAUGUGACGAUAAGAAAGGUCUAAUUGUCGGCGUAUACCAUAACGAAGAAACCGCGGAACCAUGUUUUACCCCAUCGGGACAAAAAUACAAUGAUAAACUUAAUGGGAAACUCUUCGAUCUCGUUAAAGCUGCUGGUGGUGAAAUAAGACGCGGUGGAGCUCGUGUUUUCAACAACAUCGACAAUGAAUUUUGGUCGGUUGCCGUCGUUGGAUUGGGCAAUGAAAAACUCGGUUAUAACGAGCAGGAAGCAAUUGAUGAGGGUCUUGAAGCGACCCGUGUCGCCGCUGGUAUCGGAGCCCAACGUUUGUUAAGUGAAGGCGUCAAACGGAUCAUGAUUGAAGGUCUCGGACAUCCGGAACAAGCGGCCGAGGGUAGUGCGCUCGCUUUGUGGCGAUACCAAGAUAAUAAAUCGCGAGAUCAAUGGAUUCAAAUUCCAACGUUGGAGCUGUUUGAUGAACCCGACGCCGAAUCUUUUCAAAGGGGCCUCUUUAAAGCGGAAUGUCAAAAUUUAGCGAGGAGAUUAAGCGACACCCCCGCUAAUCAAAUGACUCCGUUACAUUUUGCUCAGGAAGCUGUUAAUGAGUUGUGUCCUUGUGGUAUUAAAGUUGAAGUUCACGAUAGGGAUUGGAUUGAAAUGAAAAAGAUGGCUGCGUUUAUGGCGGUAGCACGUGGAUCGUGCGAACCUCCUAUUUUUUUAGAAAUCAGUUAUUGCGGUGGACCCCCGGAUCAAAAACCUUUCUUGAUAGUCGGAAAGGGAAUCACCUUUGACAGUGGUGGUCUCUGUAUCAAAACGUGCGCAGGAAUGGAUAUUUACAGAGCGGAUAUGUGUGGAGCUGCCUGUAUUGUAGGGGCGAUUAGAGCUGCCGCCGCUUUAAGUUUACCGAUUAAUAUUAAUUGUUGUAUACCGUUGUGCGAAAAUAUGCCCAGUGGUAUGGCGAUGAAAUGUGGCGAUUUGGUGAUGGGACUUAAUGGAAAGAGCAUUAUGAUUGAGGACACCGAUAAUGAGGGGCGAUUAAUUAUGGCGGAUGCCCUCGUUUAUGGGCAAUCCCAGUACAAGCCGAGAUUAAUUAUUGAUUUGGCCAGCUUAACACCCGGUAUUCGUUCGGCUUUGGGGGCUUCAGCUUCCGGCGUUUUUUGUAAUUCUCAAACUAUGUGGUCACAAGUAAGAAAAGCUGGAGUAAUAACCGGCGACAGAGUAUGGAGAAUGCCUUUAUGGAAAUUUUACACAAGAAAAGUAACCGAUUAUCACUCGCACGAUGUAAAUAAUCGAGGAUGGGGUUACGGUGAUCCAUGUUUGGGAGCGGCGUUUUUGAAUGAAUUUGUAAAUUGUGUCGAUUGGAUUCACUUUGAUAUAACUGGUGUCGGGAUGUUGUGCCAUGAAAAAGUUUAUCCUUAUUUGACGUCUGGUAGGAUGACGGGAAGACCGACGAGGACGUUAAUUCAACUGUUGUAUCAACUGGCGUGUCCUCAACCAGAAAAAUAAAAUUGGAGGCUCGCUUUAAAAACAAAAAAAAUAACUGUUAGUUGAGUAUCGUGUGCGCCUGGCUCUGACUUGUUCUUUUACAAUAACGUCUAAAACAAUUUAACGCAAGCCCUUCAAUAACAAAUAAUUUUGCUAUCUAUCUAUUUAUCUCUACUCAUCAUCUAUUAAAAUUUUACACAUUCCAAAAUACAGCAUCGCCACUAAGUUACCUCUCAAUCUUUUCUUUUUCGGUCAGUCUCCUUUCCGUUCAGUGAAACACGUAAAACAAGCAGUGAAUUUUUAAUACUUUAAUAUUUUUUUUAGGUCUUUUUGAUUGUUUCUCAAUCUUUAAAUUCCCAAGUUUGAAUUUAACAAUAAUUUUUUAUUACCUUUUUUCUUUUGUGGGUUCUUUUUUUUUGCAAGUGCACGAGUGAUUGUAAGUGGGAGACUUGAAAAAACAGGCAGACUGGUCACCUGCCAAGUUUAAACCGGUUCUAACCUCAUCUUUGGGGCGGCCUGUUUAAAUUCUUAAAUCUUCUCAGCGAACAUUAUCAAUUUACAAUAUUCCUAUAAUAGUUUUUUUUUCUCUUUUUCUCUCUGAACUGGAUUGCAAUAAGUACGGUACGAAACAGCCUGUACUAUUAUUAAUUUUUAAUAUAAAUUUCCUUUUUUUCAAUUCGGCCCAUUUAAUAUAAUUUUCCUGUUGAAAAUUAAUUAUUUUUGGCUCCGCGUUUUGCUUCUCUCUGAAACCCGUUCCCUUUUCUCUUCCGUACCCCACGCACUUUAUUACAAUACCUUUACACAUUUUACACAUGAUGUCUUAGUUUUUUUUAUAUCUAUACCGUCGAGCUAAUAUGUUUUAUUGGGCUAACGGGAAAAUUGGAUGUUUUUUUUAAUUUUUUUUUUACAUAAUACAUAUAUUAUUAUGAUUUAUUAUAAAACAAAAUGAUGCUAAAAUAGAUGGUGAAGCAGUAUAA
Molecule: messenger RNA, 2704 nt
Organism: Onthophagus taurus
Lineage: Eukaryota; Metazoa; Arthropoda; Insecta; Coleoptera; Scarabaeidae
Product: cytosol aminopeptidase
Biological process (GO): proteolysis
Cellular component (GO): cytoplasm
Molecular function (GO): metalloaminopeptidase activity; manganese ion binding
Source: RefSeq, a predicted model, not a curated record